AUGAAAGUAGGAGCCUAUUUCGAGAAAACCAUGGCAAAGCCAAUUGAAAAAUGCAGUACUUAUUCUCCUGAAUCUACAGUGUCUUCUCUUCUAGCAAGUUGCAGCUCAAAGAGCAGGAAUUCUUCAAACUCCAGUGGACCUAUAACGUAUAAAAACAAGCUUUACAGCUCUGCUUCUCAGGCAUUACAGGCUUAUAUAGAUGAUUUUGAGCUAAACACUAUGUCUCGUGAUAAAAGUAUUAGAAAGUUUAACCUUGUUCAAAAUUCCAAGUUCUCCAAACUUCUUUCUAAACCACCAAAUGGUGUUGAAGACUUUGACUGCAAAAGAUCAAAGUCGUUGUCUUUUAGAAACCCCAUGAUAAAUGACAUCGACUCUAUUAGUUUAACAACUGAUGAUCUAGUACGUUUACCACCAGAUGGAUCAUUAUCUACCAACACUUAUCUUGGAUCAGUGCAUCAAAAUAGCAAGAAGGACAGAAAAUUUCUUAAAAAAGCUUCAUACCAUGAAAGAAAUCCCAGGUUUCUAGAUUAUUGCAACCCUGUGGGAAAUGAGGAUCUAUUUACUCCUGUUUUAUUCUCAGAUACCAAUGAAAAACAUUAUGGUGUGAUUAAAAAAACUUCAAAUAAGCAUCGUAAAUACAUUUCAGCAUCAUCAACAUAUUCUUCAGAGAAGGCUUCUCCCAAAGAAAAAUCAAAGCACCAUACUAGGAAAAAUUACCCAAGAUGGCUUACUAGCCAGAAGUCUGAUCUUAAUGUGUCAGGAAUAUCUAGUAUUCCUGAUUACAAUUAUCCACUUUGGUUACACGAUCAAGAUUUGUUACCUGAUUCAUACAGUGAAAGUAGUGCUGAGACGCAAAAAAGUGAACACACUUACAUGGAAAAAAGAAAAACUCAGUUUGCUCAUAAAUUGGAUUGUUAUGAACAUUCACUUAGACAUUGUAGCAUUUCAGACUCCAGGAGUGACAAAGUAUUAGUUAAUUGUAAACAACACUGUGAACUUGGCCAAUUUCAGUGUGAGACUGGACCUUUCUCAGGUCAAUCCAAAAAGCCAUUCAGUGAUGACAAAAUUGAAUUGCUUAUCCUGAAGGCCAAGAGAACUUUAGAACAUUCUUCUGGAGAAUCAUCAAGUACUAUGAAAAAUGAUGUCAGUCUCUGCUCACUAGAUAAACUAGAAGCAGAAAGAUCAUGGGAAAAUAUUCCAGUUACUUUCAAAUCACCUGUGCCUGUGGAUUGUGGUGAAAAACCUCAACAAAUCGUAAAGGUGACACGUGUUCAUGGAUGCCUUGAGGAUUGUUCAGAUAAGGAUAAUCUGGUAAAGACAAAUACGCUAUCUGGAGGUAAACAUCAUGGUCCUGUUGAAGCUCUGAAACAAAUGUUAUUUAACCUUCAAGCAGUGCAAGAAAGUUUUAAUCAGUAUAAAUAUGCUGAGCCACAUGAAGAGAUUAAACAAAGCGAGAAUUUGUACUCUGAGUGCUGCUUGAGCUGCAUCCCCAAAAUGUUGUGUCCACAGGAUGAACAGUCUAUAAAUGAAGAUGUAAUGCCUAUUGCUAGAUCUCUUCAGAAGGCUUUGCACCAUCUGUCCCACCUGCGAGACCUUGUUGAAGAUACCCGUGCCAAACGGAACCUAAUAAAACCACCAAAAAAUGAAAACUGUCUAACC
This is a messenger RNA of Gracilinanus agilis (Agile Gracile Mouse Opossum), 1659 nucleotides long. It is a transcript of the gene C1H18orf54, whose product is annotated as chromosome 1 C18orf54 homolog. Lineage: Eukaryota; Metazoa; Chordata; Mammalia; Didelphimorphia; Didelphidae. The annotation marks the transcript as partial. The transcript has 8 exons. The record is from RefSeq and is a predicted model, not a curated record.